AUGGCCCACAACACUGGGCCUGAUGAGAAGACAUUGCAGGUGUUACGGGACAUGGCCAACCGCCUGCGAAUCCGUUCCAUAAGGGCCACAAGUUCCUCGACCACUAGCCAUCUCACGCCGUGCAGUAGUGCUGCUGAGAUCAUGUCUGUGCUGUUCUUCUAUACAAUGAGAUAUAAACAGGAAGACCCUGAAAACCCAGACAAUGACCGAUGCAUCCUUUCAAAGGGUUGCCCUUCUCCUCAGCUUUUUUCAGCUCCUGCACUUGAUACCACAAAUCUCCCCAAAUCAGAUGUUCUGAAGCUAUUCCUAUAUUCACUAAGUAUCUCUUUUCUCUUACAGGGACUACCAUUUGUUAAAGUGGCAACAGGAUGGCCUGGGCAAGGACUAGGGGCUGCCUGUGGCAUGGCAUAUACUGGCAAGUACUUUGACCAAGCCAGCUACAGGGUAUUCUGUCUUCUGGGGGAUGAGGAAUCCACAGAAGGCUCUGUUUGGGAGGCAUUUGCCUUUGCAUCCUACUAUAAUCUGGACAAUCUUAUGGCAAUCUUUGAUGUGAACCGCAUUGGACACAGUAGCUCCAUGUCUGUUGAGCACUGCAUUGACAUCUACCAGAAGCGUUGUGAAGCCUUUGGGUGGAAUACUUAUGUAGUGGAUGGCCGUGAUGUGGAGACCCUAUGCCGUGUAUUCUCACAGGCAGCUCAAGUGAGAGGCAAGCCCACUGCUGUGGUUGCCAAAACCUUCAAGGCCCGAGGCAUGCCAAAUGUUGAAGAUACAGAAAGCUGGUAUGGAAGGCCAAUGCCAAAAGAAAGAGCAGAUGCAAUUGUCAAAUUAAUUGAGAGCCAGAUACAGACCAACAAAAUUCUUGUACCAUCUCCCCCUAUUGAGGACUCACCUCAAAUUAACAUCAUGGCUAUAUAUAUGGGUUCACCCUCUGUUUACAUAGCUGAUGACAUGUUGUCUACUCAACGUGCAUGUGGUUUGGCUCUGGCUAAACUAGGCCAUGAAAAUGACAGAGUUAUUGUGCUGGAUAGUGACACCAACAAUUGCAAUUUUUCUGAUAUAUUCAAGAAAGAACACCCAGAGAGAUUCAUCCAGUGUUAUAUUGCUGAACAAAACAUGGUGAAUGUGGCUCUAGGAUGUGCCACCCGUGACCGGACCAUUGCUUUUGCUUGCACCUUUGCUGCCUUUUUCACCCGAGCAUUUGAUCAGUUACGAGUGGGAGCCAUCUCUCAAAUCAGUAUCAACCUUAUUGGUUGCCACUGUGGACUAUCUACUAGUGAUGACAACCCCUACCAUAUGGCCCUGGAAGACCUGGCCAUGUUCCGAGCAAUUCCCAAUUGUAUUGUUUUCUAUCCAAGUGAUGCCAUCUCCACAGAGCAUGCUGUUUACUUAGCAGCCAAUAGUAAGGAAAUGUGCUUUAUUCGUACCAGCCAAGCAGAAACUGCAGUUAUUUACACCACUAAAGAAACCUUUCAGAUUGGACAGGCCAAGGUUGUCCGCCAAAGUGACAAUGACAAGAUCAUAGUUAUUGGAGCAGGAGUCACUUUGCAUGAAGCCUUAGUGGCUGCUGAUGAACUCUCUAAAGAAGAUAUCUCUAUCCGUGUCAUUGACUUGUUUACCAUUAAACCUCUGGACAUUGCCACCAUCAUUUCCAAUGCAAAAGCCACAGGUGGCCGAAUUAUCACCGUGGAGUGUCACUAUCCAGAAGGUGGCAUUGGAGGAGCUGUCUGUGCAGCAGUCUCUAUGGAGCCUAACAUUGUGGUUCAUCAGCUGGCAGUGAUGCAUGUGCCUCAGAGUGGAAGAUGCAAUGAAGCACUAGAUUUUUCUGGAAUCAGUUCCAGACACAUCAUUAUGGCUGUGAAAUGCAUCUUAAUGAACUAAAUUAGCUGUUGACUUUGGUCUUAGACUAGCCUCUUCUCUGUAUGUUUAUGCUUGUGCCAAAACCAUCAUUUAGAUAUAAAUGAUUGUGCUUUGUUCUCCUUAAAGGCAAAACCAGUUAACACCUUUAUUCCACAUUCAGAAAUUAUAAUUUCCCUUUAAUCUGUGACUACACAUACAAAUAUCACUGUUUUAACCAUCAGAGUGGAUUAUAAAAUUUAUAAUGGCAGAACAGCUAACAAGACAACCACCUGACACUGAACUUUCUCAUAAGAAUGAAUAUAAGUGGAUUAAGGAACAAUGUAGAAGUGACAGUUUAAAAGUAUUUUCUUCAUAAGUAAAGCAAAUGUGUGUUGAAUUGUAGUCCGCAGCCCAUCUUUCACAGAACUAGACCCUGAGAUACAUAGUGCUGUUCAACUUGAGUUACCAUGUAUACUGCCUUCCUAUCUGCAGAUUCCUAAGUUAUGUGUAACUUUAGAUGCUCUUGAUUUUUCUCUGCUGUUUCCCUUUAUAUCCCCUCCACAGUUCACAGAUUGAUGAACAGAACAAAAGCAGUUACAAUCACUUGUGCUGUUGUGAUGACACUUGAUCUCUACACUAUGCCAUUUGAUGUAAAGCAUUUAAAAACUACUUUAUUCAGGUUUUGCCUUCUAUAGGAUUUGGAUCCCUCUUGCAAUAGUCUUAAGGGAGGGACUUCUAUCUAAACCAGACAAUGCCAUGGUCCCUGACAUUAAACCUAGGAUGGAGUAAUAGACUGCACACUAGGCCACUCAUUGUAAAAUAAUACAGCCUUGAAAAUCUAUCCUAGACAAGUCCUUCCAUCAUCUGGAAUGUAAGCUGGGACUGAAUUUCAAAAGCAUACUGGAUGUCAUAUUUCUUAGUAUUCUCAUUAAAUGGACAUUGGGAAUUUGGGAAGGCAUGACUACAUUGCUUCUGGAGUUGUGCAACAAUGUGUGGUAGAGAUUAAACCUGGACUACAUAUCA
Messenger RNA from Apodemus sylvaticus (European woodmouse), 2859 nucleotides. RefSeq names its product transketolase like 1 (gene Tktl1). The coding region runs from base 1 to 1878 and encodes 625 amino acids. The transcript is spliced from 14 exons. The record is from RefSeq and is a predicted model, not a curated record. Gene Ontology annotation, molecular function: thiamine pyrophosphate binding; transketolase activity. Lineage: Eukaryota; Metazoa; Chordata; Mammalia; Rodentia; Muridae.